CAAAUUCAAAUUAUUACAAAGUAAUAUAUACAAACAAAAUGUUAAAAAAUCUUUAAUAAUCUUUUUCUCAAGAUCUUUCUCAAGAAGUUAUAUGCAGUAUUGAUAUGGAGGCAUUCUCAAGUAGUAUUAGAAUUCAAACUCCCUCUCCCACCCCCUCAGUAAACUUUUCAAUUCGGAUCUGAUUUGUGCUUUUUCCUAGCUCAUGUGAGCGAUGUGGCCCCUGAGACUCUUGUUUCGUAUUAUACGUUUAACAUUUAAUUUCAGUCUUCCUAUUCAAUUAUUAUAUUUUGGAUACUUAUAUAUCUAAAAUACACAUACAGGUAUGCGUUACCAUGUGCCAAAUCAGGAAACGGAUCGUUUUACUCAUGAUAAUGCACAGUCUGGUUGGACACAGGAAACGAAUAAUCUACAUGACGGAGAAGGUCUUGAAUAUACUUCAUACGAAAGAAAAAUAAGGGAUUUGAAAAAUGAGCUACAUGCACAACAAGAAAUAAUGAAUGAUUAUGAAGCACAAAUUGAACAACUUACCAAAGAAAACAACGAUAAGUCUGAUGAAAAUUGCAGUUUACUGCAUAGAAUUCUAGAGUUGGAAUCACCUGAAAAACAAUUAAAUGAAAUAAAGAUCAAGGCAUCUGAAGAGGAGAGUUUAAGGGAGGCUGAAAUAGAGAAACUGCAAAAAGAAUUAGAUUCUAUGAAUGAAUCUCUGAACCAAGAGAGAAACAUUGGAGAAGACAGAUUAAAAGAAAUUCAGAAGUUAAAGGAGGAUAUACAUACUCAUAAGACAAGAGAAGAAAAUUAUCAGCAGAAGCUAGAGGAAGCCAAUAAAGAGAUAGAAAAGUUGAAAAGACAGAAUGAAAAACAAUGUGCAGACAAUGGAGGUAUUCUUCACAAAUAUUUAGAAGAAGAAAAGACUGCAAAAAAUUAUAAAGUUUCUUUGGAGAAAUUGGAACAAGAGAAAGGGGAAUUAGAAAGUCAGCUCCGUUUCACGAAAGAAAAACUUGCUCAGACAGAACGUGAAUUGACAGUUACCAAAGAAGAGCAUAAAGCAGAGAAAUCAAAACUAGAGGAAGCAUUUCAAGGGUUGAAAGGCCAUUUUCCAAAUCUUUUUACCAGUACUCCAGCAGAUUUUGCAGGUGCUCCGAACAAGAGUUUUCAAGGCCCUGGAUUAUUUGUACAUGGAACUGGUGUCUCUGGAUCCCGGAGAAAUUAGCUGCGGAUGUGGAAAACUAUCUAUUUGAUGUCGCCCUAUAUAAUUUAGCUAUACACAAAUUUAUUACCAGGGCAUCGUUUGAGUGUGUUCAAUGCAUGAACUCUUGAUAAAAGUUCAUUUAUAAAUAAAAAGGAC
Molecule: messenger RNA, 1345 nt
Organism: Saccostrea cuccullata (small rock oyster)
Lineage: Eukaryota; Metazoa; Mollusca; Bivalvia; Ostreida; Ostreidae
Exons: 14
Coding region: 323-1210 (295 amino acids)
Source: RefSeq, a predicted model, not a curated record